Drosophila grimshawi is the source of this 704-nucleotide messenger RNA. RefSeq names its product SAGA-associated factor 11 homolog 2 (gene Sgf11). The coding region runs from base 1 to 636 and encodes 211 amino acids. Gene Ontology annotation, molecular function: transcription coactivator activity. Gene Ontology annotation, cellular component: SAGA complex; DUBm complex. The transcript has a single exon. The record is from RefSeq and is a predicted model, not a curated record. Gene Ontology annotation, biological process: regulation of transcription by RNA polymerase II; positive regulation of DNA-templated transcription. NCBI's taxonomy places the organism in Eukaryota, Metazoa, Arthropoda, Insecta, Diptera, Drosophilidae.
AUGGCCAAUUCGAAUACAAAUCAGUUGCAUCCAUUGGGUGCGACUACAUCUCAAACGUUCAUAACGGCAUUAAAUCACACAGCAGCCUCCACCAUUGCGAUCAAUUUCCGAGAACUAAUCAAGGAACCAAAAGAAUUGGACGAGGCCUCCAACUAUUUGUACCAGGCACUACUAGAUGAUGUUGUGGCCGGCAUUUUUAUAGAAACACAUCAUUUGCGUAAGACCGGCAAUCUGGCAGCGCUUGAUGGAGUCGGCGAGGAGAAUCUAGAGUCUGCGUUUCACAUUUGUGAGAUGCCAAAUUUGGACAUUUUUGGCAUAUCGACCGCCAAAAAGCAGAUGGACUGCACCUGCCCAAAUUGUGAUAGAUUAGUGGCUGCAGCCAGAUUUGCACCACACUUGGAGAAAUGCAUGGGUAUGGGCCGCAUCUCAUCUCGCAUCGCUAGUCGACGAUUGGCAACCAAGGAAGGAUCUAGUGCCAGCACAAGCUCAACAUCAACUUAUUUGCAAUCAGGUGGUAAUACUGGUGGUACUGACGACGAAGACGACGUGGACUGGUCUUCUGAUAAGCGCAAAAAAAAAUCUACACAGAGCUCACGUAAUAAUGGAUCAAAAAAGAAUAAUGGAAAAACUUUUUAAUAUGCUGUCAUUUACACCUGAUGUACACCUUUAUACCUAUGCACAUACAUAAAAUAAUUUAUUCUUCA